This is a messenger RNA of Clarias gariepinus (North African catfish), 9113 nucleotides long. Its product is annotated as titin-like. Gene Ontology annotation, biological process: protein ubiquitination; cell surface receptor signaling pathway. NCBI's taxonomy places the organism in Eukaryota, Metazoa, Chordata, Actinopteri, Siluriformes, Clariidae. Gene Ontology annotation, molecular function: metal ion binding; transmembrane signaling receptor activity; ubiquitin-protein transferase activity. The record is from RefSeq and is a predicted model, not a curated record. Bases 52 to 7950 code for a protein of 2632 amino acids. The transcript is spliced from 42 exons.
UGAGGCUUUAUCACGAACACUCCUCAUUCAGUCAGUCAUCAGUAGGACAGGAUGGAGCUCCAUCCACUUGAUGUGAUGCUCCUGCUGAUGGGACUCAUUUGCUGCAUAGUAACAGAUUACCCCAUGCCUGGCCCUGAGCUUGCCGCCAUGAUGAAAAUCGGCACCAGAGUGAUGAGAGGACAGGACUGGAGGUGGGGCAAUCAGGACGGCCCUUCUCCAGGUUUGGGCAGAGUGAUCAGCAAGCUUACGGAGAAUGGCUGGAUCAGAGUGCAGUGGGACACCGGCAACACAAACAGCUACAGGAUGGGCAACGAGGGCAAAUACGAUCUGAACCUGGCUGUGUUGAGUUUUCCCACAUCCGGCCCUGAGCUUGCCGCUAUGAUGAAGAUCGGCACCAGAGUGAUAAGAGGACAGGACUGGAAGUGGAACAAUCAGGAUGGCCCUGCUCCUGGUUUGGGCCGAGUGAUCAGCACGCUUAGGCAGGAUGGAUGGAUCAGUGUGCAGUGGGAUACCGGCAGCACAAACAGCUACAGGAUGGGCAACGAGGGCAAAUACGAUCUGAAGCUGGCUGUGUUGAAGAGUCCAAAACCUGUGGUAAUUAUAAAUCCAGAUACACAGGUGUUUAGAGGAGAGAGAGUGACUUUUAGGUGUGACACACAGACAGGAGGAGACACUGAGUGGACAUACAGCUGGUAUAAGAAUGAUAAACCACACAGCACAACACAGGAGUUAAUAAUCAGCUCAGUGACAGACUCUGACAGUGGUAACUACACCUGCAUAGGGAUGAAAAAUGAUUCUCAGCUUUCAGAGUUCAGUAAUGCUUUUACACUCUUUGUAUCAGAAAAACCCAAACCAACUGUGAGAGUGAAUCCUCAGAGCUCCAUCUACACUGGAGACAGAGUUACUCUGAGCUGUGAUCUGCAGUCUACUGGAUGGACUUUUCUCUGGUACAAAGAUAAUCAAAAGACUAAUCCCCUGUCUGCUAAAGCCCAAGACAACAACACACUCAGUGUCACUGUCUCUAAUGAAGGACAAAUAAUGUACCACUGUAAAGCACGCAGGGGAAUCUUCGAGUCAGAGUUCAGUAAUCCAGCUACAAUUACAGUGAGAGAGAGACCAAAGUCGGUAGUGAAAGUCCAGCCACCUGCGAGUGUGUUCAUUGGGGAAAGCGUCACUCUCACAUGUGAGAUACAGACUGGAGGAUCCUGGCAGUACCACUGGUAUAGAGAUAAUACAGAACUCAGUGAUGCUGCAGGAGAGAAAACAUAUACAAUCACUGAUGUUAAAGAGUCUAAUAAAGGUGAUUAUACAUGUAAAGGAACAAAGUCAUCAGACCCAAAAUACACACAGACCAGUGCUGCUGUUACACUGACUGUAUCAGAUUACCCCAUGCCUGGCCCUGAGCUUGCCGCCAUGAUGAAAAUCGGCACCAGAGUGAUGAGAGGACAGGACUGGAGGUGGGGCAAUCAGGACGGCCCUCCUCCAGGUUUGGGCAGAGUGAUCAGCAAGCUUACGGAGAAUGGCUGGAUCAGAGUGCAGUGGGACACCGGCAACACAAACAGCUACAGGAUGGGCAACGAGGGCAAAUACGAUCUGAACCUGGCUGUGUUGAGUUUUCCCACAUCCGGCCCUGAGCUUGCCGCUAUGAUGAAGAUCGGCACCAGAGUGAUAAGAGGACAGGACUGGAAGUGGAACAAUCAGGAUGGCCCUGCUCCUGGUUUGGGCCGAGUGAUCAGCACGCUUAGGCAGGAUGGAUGGAUCAGUGUGCAGUGGGAUACCGGCAGCACAAACAGCUACAGGAUGGGCAACGAGGGCAAAUACGAUCUGAAGCUGGCUGUGUUGAAGAGUCCAAAACCUGUGGUAAUUAUAAAUCCAGAUACACAGGUGUUUAGAGGAGAGAGAGUGACUUUUAGGUGUGACACACAGACAGGAGGAGACACUGAGUGGACCUACAGCUGGUAUAAGAAUGAUAAACCACACAGCACAACACAGGAGUUAAUAAUCAGCUCAGUGACAGACUCUGACAGUGGUAACUACACCUGCAUAGGGAUGAAAAAUGGGUCUCAGCUUUCAGAGUUCAGUAAUGCUGUUACACUCUUUGUAUCAGAGAAACCCAAAGCGACUGUGAGAGUAAAUCCUCAGAGCUCUAUUUACAUUGGAGACAGAGUUACUCUAAGCUGUGAUCUGCAGUCUACUGGAUGGACUUUUCUCUGGUACAAAGAUCAGAGGAUUAAUCCGCUGUCUCCUGGAGUCCGAGACAACACAAUCAGUGUGACAGUCACUAAUGAAAGACGAAAAAUGUACUACUGUAAAGCUCGCAGGGGAAACUACGAGUCAGAGUUCAGUGAUCCAACCACAAUUACAGUGAGAGAUUACCCCAUGCCUGGCCCUGAGCUUGCCGCCAUGAUGAAAAUCGGCACCAGAGUGAUGAGAGGACAGGACUGGAGGUGGGGCAAUCAGGACGGCCCUCCUCCAGGUUUGGGCAGAGUGAUCAGCAAGCUUACGGAGAAUGGCUGGAUCAGAGUGCAGUGGGACACCGGCAACACAAACAGCUACAGGAUGGGCAACGAGGGCAAAUACGAUCUGAACCUGGCUGUGUUGAGUUUUCCCACAACCGGCCCUGAGCUUGCCGCUAUGAUGAAGAUCGGCACCAGAGUGAUAAGGGGACAGGACUGGAUGUGGGACAAUCAGGAUGGUCCUCUUCCGGGUCUGGGCAGAGUGAUCAGCGAGCUAGGGAAGGACGGCUGGAUCUAUGUGCAGUGGGACACUGGCAACACGAACAGAUAUAGGAUUGGCUUGGAGGGCAAAUACGAUCUGAAGCUGGCCGUGUUGAAGAGUCCAAAACCUGUGGCGACUAUAAAGCCUGAUACACAGGUGUACAGAGGAGAGAGAGUGACUUUCAGGUGUGACACACAGACAGGAGGAGACACUGAGUGGACAUACAGCUGGUAUAAGAAUGAUACACCACACAGCACAACACAGGAGUUAAUCAUCAGCUCAGUGACAGACUCUGACAGUGGUAACUACACCUGCAUAGGGAUAAAAAAUGAUUCUCAGCUUUCAGAGUUCAGUAAUGCUUUUACACUCUUUGUAUCAGAAAAACCCAAACCAACUGUGAGAGUGAAUCCUCAGAGCUCCAUCUACACUGGAGACAGAGUUACUCUGAGCUGUGAUCUGCAGUCUACUGGAUGGACUUUUCUCUGGUACAAAGAUAAUCAAAAGACUAAUCCCCUGUCUGCUAAAGCCCAAGACAACAACACACUCAGUCUGACAGUCUCUAAUGAAGGACGAAUAAUGUACUACUGUAAAGCUCACAGGGAAAACUACAAGUCAGAUUUCAGUGAUCUAGCUACAAUUACAGUGAGAGAGAGACCAAAGUCGGUAGUGAAAGUCCAGCCAGCUGCGAGUGUGUUCAUUGGGGAAAGCGUCACUCUCACAUGUGAGAUACAGACUGGAGGAUCCUGGCAGUACCACUGGUAUAGAGAUAAUACAGAACUCAGUGAUGCUGCAGGAGAGAAAACAUAUACAAUCACUAAUGCUAAAGAGUCUAAUAAAGGUGAUUAUACAUGUAAAGGAACAAAGUCAUCAGACCCAAAAUACACACAGACCAGUGCUGCUGUUACACUGACUGUAUCAGAAAAACUGAAACCUGAACUCACAUCAGAACGCAAAGGAGCUGCACUGACAGGAAACCUAGUGACUCUGACCUGUACACUGAAGCUGCAGUCUAAUGGGUGGAAGUUUUACUGGAUCACACCCACACAGAGCACUGAGACUGAAACUAAAACACAUUCCUACACCAUCAGAUCAGUUAGUGUCUCUGAUGGAGGUCAGUACAGGUGCAGAGCUGGAAGAGGAAACCCAGUCUACUACACGAACAGCAGUGAUGCACUCUGGGUAAAUGUUACUGAGAGUCCAAAACCUGUGGUGAUUAUAAAUCCUGAUACACAGGUGUUUAGAGGAGAGAGAGUGACUUUCAGGUGUGACAUACAGACAGGAGGAGACACUGAGUGGACAUACAGCUGGUAUAAGAAUAAUAACACACACAGCACAACACAGGAGUGGAUCAUCAGCUCAGUUAGAGACUCUGACGGGGGUAAAUACACCUGCAGAGGGAGGAGGAGAGACUCUCAGCUCUCACAGAUCAGUGAUGCUGUUACACUCUCUGUAUCAGAAAAACCCAAAGCGAGUGUGAGAGUGAAUCCUCAGAGCUCCAUCUACACUGGAGACAGAGUUACUCUGAGCUGUGAUCUGCAGUCUACUGGAUGGACUUUUCUCUGGUACAAAGAUAAUCAAAAGACGAAUCCCCUGUCUGCUAAAGCCAGAGACAACAACACACUCAGUCUGACAGUCUCUAAUGAAGGACAAAUAAUGUACCACUGUAAAGCACGCAGGGGAAUCUUCGAGUCAGAGUUCAGUAAUCCAGCUACAAUUACAGUGAGAGAGAGACCAAAGUCGGUAGUGAAAGGCCAGCCACCUGAGAGUGUGUUCAUUGGGGAAAGCGUCACUCUCACAUGUGAGAUACAGACUGGAGGAUCCUGGCAGUACCACUGGUAUAGAGAUAAUACAGAACUCAGUGAUGCUGCAGGAGAGAAAACAUAUACAAUCACUGAUGUUAAAGAGUCUAAUAAAGGUGAUUAUACAUGUAAAGGAACAAAGUCAUCAGACCCAAAAUACACACAGACCAGUGCUGCUGUUACACUGACUGUAUCAGAAAAACUGAAACCUGAACUCACAUCAGAACGCAAAGGAGCUGCACUGACAGGAAACCUAGUGACUCUGACCUGUACACUGAAGCUGCAGUCUAAUGGGUGGAAGUUUUACUGGAUCACACCCACACAGAGCACCGAGACUGAAACUAAAACACAUUCCUACACCAUCAGAUCAGUUAGUGUCUCUGAUGGAGGUCAGUACAGGUGCAGAGCUGGAAGAGGAAACCCAGUCUACUACACACACUACAGUGAUGCACUCUGGGUAAAUGUUACUGAGAGUCCAAAACCUGUGGUGAUUAUAAAUCCUGAUACACAGGUGUUUAGAGGAGAGAGAGUGACUUUCAGGUGUGACAUACAGACAGGAGGAGACACUGAGUGGACAUACAGCUGGUAUAAGAAUAAUAACACACACAGCACAACACAGGAGUGGAUCAUCAGCUCAGUUAGAGACUCUGACGGGGGUAAAUACACCUGCAGAGGGAGGAGGAGAGACUCUCAGCUCUCACAGAUCAGUGAUGCUGUUACACUCUCUGUAUCAGAAAAACCCAAACCAACUGUGAGAGUGAAUCCUCAGAGCUCCAUCUACACUGGAGACAGAGUUACUCUGAGCUGUGAUCUGCAGUCUACUGGAUGGACUUUUCUCUGGUACAAAGAUAAUCAAAAGACUAAUCCCCUGUCUGCUAAAGCCAGAGACAACAACACACUCAGUGUCACUGUCUCUAAUGAAGGACAAAUAAUGUACCACUGUAAAGCACUCAGGGGAAUCUUCGAGUCAGAGUUCAGUAAUCCAGCUACAAUUACAGUGAGAGAGAGACCAAAGUCGGUAGUGAAAGUCCAGCCACCUGAGAGUGUGUUCAUUGGGGAAAGCGUCACUCUCACAUGUGAGAUACAGACUGGAGGAUCCUGGCAGUACCACUGGUAUAGAGAUAAUACAGAACUCAGUGAUGCUGCAGGAGAGAAAACAUAUACAAUCACUGAUGUUAAAGAGUCUAAUAAAGGUGAUUAUACAUGUAAAGGAACAAAGUCAUCAGACCCAAAAUACACACAGACCAGUGCUGCUGUUACACUGACUGUAUCAGAAAAACUCAAACCUGAACUCACAUCAGAACGCAAAGGAGCUGCACUGACAGGAAACCUAGUGACUCUGACCUGUACACUGAAGCUGCAGUCUAAUGGGUGGAAGUUUUACUGGAUCACACCCACACAGAGCACUGAGACUGAAACUAAAACACAUUCCUACACCAUCAGAUCAGUUAGUGUCUCUGAUGGAGGUCAGUACAGGUGCAGAGCUGGAAGAGGAAACCCAGUCUACUACACACACUACAGUGAUGCACUCUGGGUAAAUGUUACUGAGAGUCCAAAACCUGUGGUGAUUAUAAAACCUUAUACACAAGUGUACAGAGAAGAGAGAGUGACUUUCAGGUGUGACAUACAGACAGGAGGAGACAGUGUAUGGACAUACAGCUGGUAUAAGAAUAAUACCAUGAAUAACACACACAGCACAACACAGGAGUUGAUCAUCAGCUCAGUUGGAGACUCUGACAGGGGUAAAUACACCUGCAGAGGGAGGAGGAGAGACUCUCAGCUCUCACAGAUCAGUGAUGCUGUUACACUCUCUGUAUCAGAAAAACCUAAACCAACUGUGAGAGUGAAUCCUCAGAGCUCCAUCUACACUGGAGACAGAGUUACUCUGAGCUGUGAUCUGCAGUCUACUGGAUGGACUUUUCUCUGGUACAAAGAAAAUCCCCUGUCUCCUAAAGCCCGAGACAACAACACACUCAGUGUGACAGUCUCUAAUGAAGGACAAAUAAAGUACUACUGUAAAGCACUCAGGGGAAACUACGAGUCAGAGUUCAGUGAUUCAGUCACAAUUACGAUUAGAGAGAGAUCAAAGUCUAUAGUGACUUUUCAGCCAGCUGAGAGUGUGUUCAUUGGAGAAAGCGUCACUCUCACAUGUGAGAUACAGACUGGAGGAUCCUGGCAGUACCACUGGUAUAGAGAUAAUAAAGAACUCAGUGAUGCUGCAGGAGAGAAAACACACACAAUCACUGAUGUUAAAGAGUCUAAUAAAGGUGAUUAUACAUGUAAAGGAACAAAGUCAUCAGACCCAAAAUACACACAGACCAGUGCUGCUGUUACACUGACUGUAUCAGAAAUGCCGAAACCUGAGCUCACAUCAGACCUUAAAAGAGCUGCACUGGCAGGAAACUCAGUGACUCUGACCUGUACACUGAAGCUGCAGUCUACUGGAUGGAAGUUUUACUGGAAUAAAGACAUGGAGAGUAAUGAGACGGAGACUGAAAUAUUUCACUACUUCAUCCGAUCAGUUAGUGUCUCUGAUGGAGGUCAGUACAGAUGCAGAGCUGGAAGAGGAAACCCAGUCCACUACACACACUACAGUGAUGCAAUCUGGAUAAAUGUUACUGGUGAAUCUCCUCCAGUGUCUCUAAUCAUCAGUCCUAGCAGAACUCAACACUUUACCGCUGACUCUCUCUCACUAAGCUGUGAGGACCAGAGAGACUCUACUGGAUGGACAGUGAGACGAUACACACACAGUGACACAUUGUUCAAUUGUUCAUCAGUUUUAAGAUCUACAUGUAACAUCAGCUCCCUCUCUACAUCACACACUGGAGUUUACUGGUGUCAGUCUGAAUCUGGAGAACACAGUAAUUCUCUCUACAUUUCAGUGCACAAUGGUGAUGUGAUCCUGGAGAGUCCUGUCCAUCCUGUAACUGAGGGAAAUCCUCUGACUCUACGCUGUUUAUAUCGCAACACAAAGAUCUCAGACUCUGGUGCUGAUUUCUAUAAAGAUGAUUCAGUUCUCCAGAAGCAGACUACAGGAGAGAUGACCAUCAGUAGUAUCUCAAAGUCAGAUGAAGGUUUCUACCACUGUACACACCCAGAGAGAGGAGAGUCACCGAAAAGCUGGGUUUCAGUCAGAGUUUCAGCUUCUGGAUUGUCUGGUAUAAUUAUAGGACCGAGUUUGGCCUUAAUGUUUGUGAUUUUAAUGGUCUUACUGAUCCUGCUGCUGUGCUACAGGAAGAAAAAAGGUGUAAAGUAUCAGAUUUCGUCUGCAGUAAAUCAGGGCACCAGUCAGUCUGCAGAUGAUUCUAUAGCUGGAACCAGUAUAAUCCUCUUACAUGUUGGCAUUAAAGAAAACAAACAGAAUGAACAGAACAGUGAAGGAGCUGAUGUUGUGUAUUCAGACCUGAAGCAGAACACAGAUAAAGGUCUGUGAAGAAAGUCUAAAGGCUCCAAACAGGAAAUGUUAAAACAGCCGAAGAACAUUGUGAUUACAUAUAUAACAGGGCAUGUUGCAGUUUUUGGAAAACUUGAUUUUUGCUUGCUUCAGAUGUAGACAUUGUACAAACUUCUAAUAUGGAUAUGGAUUUUCCCUUGUGUUUUACAAAAGGCUAGAACUUGGCUUUAUACAUCUUAAAAUAAAUUGCCAUUUUUUUUUAUUUACCAGAUCAGUACAGUUUAUAAACUGACAGUGUUCAAUUACAAUAAAUAAAUUAAUAAAUACAAAAAUACUUUAAAAAAUUCCCUUAAGGAGUUCCUUCAACAAGUACGUUCUUACAUUCAUUCAAGUAAUAAUAAUAAUAAUAAUAAUUAUUAUUAUUAUUAUUAUUAUUAGUAGUAGUAGUAGUAGGGGUAGUUUUUUUUUUUUGUGUGCUUACUUACACAUGGUAUUAACCUACUAUGUUUGUAAAGAAAGCAAAAGUCCCGCAUUAAAUUACCAUACUUUUUUUUUUUACUGCAUUAAACAAUAAUCUUAAGUCAUUGACUGAUAUUGCAUCUAUUAUUAGGUAUGAUUUGAAAUAUUUGUUCAGUUAUUUUUAUAAUAAUAAUAAUACUAUAUGAUUCUGUAUUUGUAAUUAUUAAGAAAAACAAAUAAUCAAAAGAAUGUAAUUUUAUCAUUUUAAUAUAAAAAUAAAUAUAAGUCUGUACACAUGCUGUAAAGAGAUUUUAUUAAUAAUUCAUUAAUAAUAAUUAAUAUUUUUUAUUAUAUUUUGUAUAUUUUGUAUCUUUCAUAAUUUUGUUUUUAAUGUGCAAUUGUAAACAUCAUUUUCCAAAUUUUAUAUUUAGUAUUCUAGACUAUAUCAUUAGUUUUAAUCAUUCAUUAAAUGUGCAUUGCCAAGUAUGCAAGUAUAUAAAGUAUACAAGGUCAAACAUGUUGAACAGAAUUAACUGUUAUUAUUAAUAUAUGACAUACAGUAUGUUAAUCACUUUUAACACUAACUCACUCAUCGCCUACACCCAGUUUGGGUUGUUUUUAACCCAGCUGCUGGGUAAAUAUUGGACUAACUACAUGCUGGGUUAAUUUAACCCAGCAAAAUGGUUUAUUUGUUUAACCCAGCAAGAUGGGUUAAAUAUUCAACCCAAAUGCUAGGUCAUAUU